Colletotrichum acutatum is the source of this 329-nucleotide messenger RNA. RefSeq lists its product as uncharacterized. Lineage: Eukaryota; Fungi; Ascomycota; Sordariomycetes; Glomerellales; Glomerellaceae. The record is from RefSeq and is a predicted model, not a curated record. The transcript has a single exon. The coding region runs from base 9 to 257 and encodes 82 amino acids.
UGGGAUCAAUGUUGUAUCUGCUUUUUGGAGUGUUUGCAGGCAAUUUCUUCGUUCUUUCGGCGUCCCACACACUCGGACCAAGCAGGCGCACAAAAGGACACCAACAAAAACCCAAAAUUCAGAGACCCCCCAGUGGCGAUCCAUCGGGGGAUGGGGUCUGGCGCUGUUGGAGAAAAAACUCACAGAAAGUGAUGGAGCUAGCGAUGGGGCAAGCGGGUUCUAUGUCGGCAUCGGUUCAUGACAAACUUCAACAAUGAAUGAGAGAGAAAAUUCUUCAGCAAAAUUCUUUUCCCCUGAUAGUUUCGACUUCCAAGAGUAAUGAAGCGUGC